Messenger RNA from Chlamydomonas reinhardtii, 11688 nucleotides. RefSeq lists its product as uncharacterized. The transcript is spliced from 47 exons. The coding region runs from base 220 to 10407 and encodes 3395 amino acids. NCBI's taxonomy places the organism in Eukaryota, Viridiplantae, Chlorophyta, Chlorophyceae, Chlamydomonadales, Chlamydomonadaceae. The record is from RefSeq and is a predicted model, not a curated record.
AUAAAGCUGAGGUCUUGGGACCAAGAUUGCCGCUUCUGCAUUAUCACUAGGGCUCCCAGAGGCCAGGACGCCUCCCUCUUAUCAAGGUGCUGCCAAGCUCGAUGUCUGUGUCAAGCUUUGGCAGCAGCUUUGCCUCUGGUCAGCGGAGCUCUGCUCAGUUUAUGUAAGUUCCGGGGACUCUGUCUGAAUCCUACAGAAUGGCGCAACGCGUGUCUGACGAUGCCCUCUGUGCACCUAUUUACGGGUUGGUAUGCACGAUUCACAUGCAGACCAAAAGGCGAGCCCAAUGCAGAAACAGACGAGGGCUUCGAGGAACACUCGUCGCUGCAACAAGGCGUUUUCGGGGUCCUGUACACGGUAUCUAAGGAGCACAAGGCCACACUGCGAUUUGCGGUGUCACGCCUGGUGCUGGACUUCUGGCAGCUGUGGCUGUUGGUGGUCAACCCGGCGUACGGAUUCGACAUCAACGUUAACAGCAAGAUAUGGAAGGCGGCAUCGUUCAUCCAGCUGGAUUGGAUCCUUCUAGACCGGGGCUACACCUUCUUUCUCAUCGUGCUUUACAUGCUGCUGGCGUUGCUGGCACUGAAUGUGUUGCUGAGCAUGUGGGUGGCGUACCAGUUUUCAAACAACCGCUUUGACCAGGUCUGGCCUAUCGCCUUCCUGCGCUGGUUCGGCCUCAUCUUUUUCCAGGUCCUUGACAUCGCCACACUGACGCUGCUUCUGGGCACGCUGGAUUGCCACUACAUGGGCGGCCCGCCACAGCUGCGGUACUACAACGCGCUGUUUCCAGAAGUCUAUUGCUGGUCCAUGCCUCACCUGGUGCACGUGGCGGUGUCGGUGGUGGGGCUGCUGGUGUUCGAGGUCAUGGCCAGCGCCAUGGUGCUGAGCCAGAUGGACCUGAACCCGCUUUCACGGCAGCCGCUGGCGAUCAUGCACUCCAGCACCGAGGGCCUGUGCUUUGGCCUCAAGUCCAUAGCCGCCAUCGCCGCCGUGAUGCUGGCCGGGGACCUGAAAUGGGUGCCCGCCACGUACGCAGUUGUGAACUACGCCCGCUGCGCCACCUACGGCUGCGUGCUGUACUGCUCUGCGCUGCUGUGCGUGCUGGCUUUCAUGACGCCAUCCGCCCGGCAGCCGGAACGGCGCAAGGAGUUCCAGCACCAGGUCACACUGGCCUUGUGGAUCGGCAUGGGCCCCGCUGCCCUGGCCGGCAUGGCUGCGUGCUGGGCGCGGCUGCAUUACUUCUGCGUCGUUGUGGCGGAAAGAUUCCGGACCGCCACACCGGGCUUGCCAUCCAAAUACAUAUGCAAAUUCGAGGACGCGCGGGAAGUGGGGGUGGCGUUGCGCGCCUGCCGCGACUGGAUUCCCGGGGACGAGGACACGCUCAAGCCCGAGGCGAUGGCGCUGGGGGAGGUCAUUGUCAAGGCCGGCAUCAUGCAGCUACCGUCCAACCCGCGUAUGACACUGCUGUACUCCUCCUUCCUCAUCGAUGUUCAAGGCAGCUACCAGUCAGGAUACACGCAGCUGCAGGCUGCCAAGCAGCAGUCCCCGGGACUGCUCGACCGCUUCGCCAUCUUCAGCCGCGAGCAAGAGCACACGCAGAAGGCUAGCGGCGUCAAUGGGGCGGGUGACGGCGUUGUGGACCUGGUGUCAUACGUCGAGUUCCAGCGCAGCCACAGGCUGGUGACGCGAGCUCACAAGGAGGCGCUUCUGGCGAUGCGCGCGUUCUGGAGCAUGUUGCUGCACUCACGCGUGUCCUUCAUGCGCCUUACACACGCCAUCAACCGAAUUGAGGUAUCCAUCCGCUCCGCCGAGCGCGCCUACCAGAGCGUGCUGACGCGCCACGGCCACAACGCGCGUUUGGUGCGGCUGUACGGCCGUUUCCUGGAAUCCGUCAAGUUCGACCCCUGGGCAGCCGCCAAGUGGUUCACCGAGGCCGACCGCCUGGAGGAGCGCGAGGAGCAUGCCAAGGAGGCCAUGCAGCUGGGCGGCGCCCUGGUGGCGCUGGGGGCCACCGCGGGGGGCGGGGGCGCCAUGGCGGUGGACGGCCUGGCAGCCCUGUUCAUCAACUCACAGGGCAUCAUCCAAGUCGCCACACCCGAGGUCCACGCGCUGCUGGGGUAUGCCAAGGGCGAGCUCAAGGACCGUGACGUUGCGUGCAUCAUGCCGCCGCCCUUUGGGGACAGGCACAACGCCUACUUGCGCAACUACAUCCAGACGGGCGUCUCCCAUGUGCUGGACCGCACCACGGACUUUGUGGCGCUCACCAAGACACGCAGCGUGGCGCCCAUCAGGCUACGCAUAAGCAAGGUGUCGGGUCUGAGCGAGGACAGUGUUUUCAUGGGCGUCAUGGAGCCGCUGCCGCCCCAGCCUGGCGUGGUCCGCGCCUGGGUGAUGGGCAACGGCGGCGGCACGGCGGGCGCCACGGGUAACACGCUGAUCGCAGCUGAAGAGGGCUUCUACGACUGGCUGGGCUAUGGCCCCGGAGAGCUGCUGGGGCAGCCGCUGUCGGCACUCGUCAACGAUGCGCCCACUGUGGAUGUCGUUAUCAAGGACCUGCAGCAGUCGCUGCUGACGCCGCCCAUCGCAACCAAGGCCACCGCGACAGCUGCUGCGGCAGUUGCUGCCGGCCGCUCCCGCUGUCGCUCAGGAGAUCUGACCGGACCUGGUGUGCCACCGUCUCAGCCGCUAAGCGCUGCACAGCAGGGUCAGCUAGGUUCCUCCACGGGGCCAGGAUCGCCGGGUGUUGCGGAAGGUGGAGAUCGCGGGAUUGGACAUGGUGGCAUGGGCAGGAGCACUGGGUCCCAAUUGCUCGGCUUCAGCCUCGCGGCUCUGAUGCUCGCACGGGACACUGCUGGCGGCGGAGGAAAGGCGGAUGCAGCUCUUGAUGCCAGCGAUACGUCAGCCCACGGCAAUGGUGCCAGCGGCGAGGUUGGUGGUAUUGUUCGCGGUGUGGGCUCGCGCACCGCCAACCAGCCUCAGCCGACCGCGACACUGCCAGGUCUGGAGUGGCGCCAUAAGUACAGUGGCUCCAUCCCUCUCACUACCAUACUCUCCGCCGAUGCGUUUGGCUCCGUGCGGUACGUGGUAAUCUCGCUGCACACCGACCCGAAUGCCAACGGCGAAGGAGCCGCUGUCCCGUCGACCACGCCCGGUGGCGCCAUGCAUGACUCGGUGCACUACAGCGGCGGCGGCGCUGCGAGCGCUUCCGCAUACAUGGCGAUAGCCAGCGCUGGCUACGGUGGAAAUGCAAAGGACUCGCUCCUACCACCGUUUGCCUACGAGCUAGGAGGGACAGGCCGCGGUCGCCGGGCAUCGGUGCUGCCUCAGCUGCUGCGCUCACCAGCUGUGUUUUCCGAGCUCAUGCUGGUUGCCGACCAGAAGGGCCGCCUGCUCCACGUGACGGCUGCCAUGGCCGCGGCUCUGGGUCGGUCUGUGGAGAGCGUGCGCAAUGCCGGUCUGGCAGCGCUGAUGCCCGAGCCGUACGGCCUCAUACACCGUCCGUGGAUGCACCUGCUGGCGGUUCCCCCGGGCAAGUCCUGGGGCGACAACGCGGCUGCUACUGCGGUUGGCCACGGCGCGCCACAGCCUCCGCCGCACAGCUGCCGCAGCGGCGUGACACUGAGCCUGUGCGGCUAUGACGAGAGCGAGGGGCCUGUCGAUGUGCCAUUCCGCAUGCGGCUACAGCAGCGACUGAGCACGACGCCUAAGGGCCCCGGGCGCGUGCACGUCAUGGCCUUCGAGCGCCGCACGCGAAAUCAGGCCAUGGCUGAGCGGCGCAUGCGGUUGACAGUGGACCUGUCCGGCACCAUCACCGCCGCCGACCCAGCGCCCGCGUCGUUGUUCGGCGUGGACCCACGCCAAAUGGUUGGCCGCUCGCUGGCGGACCUGGUGGACGUGUUCCAGCUGGCGGCACAGGUGCAGGGCCAGCAGCAGCAGGAGCAGGAGCGUAGGGAGCAAACCCAGGGCCAGCAAGUACUGGAACAGGUCCGAAGUCCAUCUGCGGACCCUACAGGCAGCAGCAGCCUUGAGCAGCAGCAGGACGUCCAAGAAACGCUUACAGCGUCCAUUGCCACAGCAACGGGCGCUGUGGCCUCUCCUUUUUCAUCCGACCGGAUAAAAGGCGACCUGAGGCGCGCAGGCAGCGGCGCCGUGGACCUAGUGCGCAUGGCAUCCGGAACGGCUGGCAGCGAAGCAGCUGGCAAUGCUGUCCGGACGCCCUCUGGCUCGGUUGUGGCACACGACGCCGCUACUUCGGGUUUCGCGGCAGCCCAGCUGCAUCCAUCCAGUGUGGCCGCUGACUCGCCGCUAGCCGUGGCGGGGGAUGACCUGGAUAAGCUGCUUACGCUGCUGAUGCUGGAGCUUUCCAAGAGGGGGUCCUCGGCCGAGGGCAUGAGCUGGCGUGUGGGCGUCAGCCUGCCGGCCGACGACAGCGCCGACGCUGAGUUGCAGCGGCUGCGGGCCGCGCUGGGCGACAAGCACGUGGCCGCGGCGGCGGCGGCACUGGGCGCCAAGGUGGUGCCGGCGGUCAUGGUGGUGCGCAUGGUGCGGCGGCCGCACGCAACGGCGCCGGCAGCUUCGUCCACUGCCUAUCCAACAAGAAUGCCGGGUGGCGGCAGCGCGUACCCUGGCGGUGGCGGACUGAGGAGCGGGGCGUCGCUUGGAGGGGCAGAGGCAGCGUUACCGGAACUUACCUCCGCCGCCCGCAGCACCCAUGCCGCCAGCUCCGCCCCAGUCCCGCCCCUGUCAAGCCUUACAUCAGUUGGCAUGACCGCAGAAACGGCCGUCUUAUCAGCAACACCGGCGCCAUCGCGCAGUCAGCUUCCUGAGAUAGACGGCGCGGUCACUGCCGCCAGUACCCGAGAGGAAUCCUUUCCACAGCCCGCGCCGCCCGCCGCCCGCGGCGGCGGUCGUGGUGCGGACGGGAUGCCCAUCGGCAGCAUGGCGGGCAGCCCGCUUGCGUCUCCCCGCAACCCGCUUGUCGCGGCUGCUGGUGCGGAGGCGGCCAUGAUAAGCAGCAGCCGCUCACCAUCCUUUUCGGUACCUACACAGCAACCGUGGACGUCGCCGCAAAGGGAGCACGGAUCCCCGAGGAGUGGCCGGAGUGGCAGUGUCCAGACUCCGUUCGCAUCACGCACCGCCAGCCACGAUCAUGCCAGGUCGGGUGUGCCGCAGCAAGAUCAGCAAAAUUGUCCGCCGUCGCGCAGCGUUCGGCGCUCUGCUGCGAUGCCGAGUAGUAAGGACCUCGCGGCGGCACAGAAGGGACACCGAGAACAAAGCGCAGAGGAGCAGGGGCAGCAGUACUACGUGCCAGCACAGCAUGGGCGUUACCGGCAUGCUGACCCCACGCGGAUCCCUGCAAAUGCACAGGCCGCCUUCCAGCGGCCAUUUCAACCAACUCAGCCAUUUCAACAGCCCCCUGAAGCCCAUCGGCCUCAGCGGCAACAGCCUUCAGCGCAACCGCUCUGGUCUCACCAGCAGCCGACUCCACUUGCACAGCAUGCAGCGCUACAUGCAGCGGCCCUGGCGCCCAGCCUGCGGCUUGAGGUGGAGCUGUGGCGUGCGGACCUGCUCGGGGGCGUGCUGGAGCUGGACGCCCGCGGCCGGGUGGCGCGGGUGGACCCACACGACUCGCUGGGCCGGGCGGGCUUGAUUCUGGGCAGCCCCAGCGGUGGCCUCCUGAAUGCCAACAUCGCGACCCUACUGCCGCUGCCGCCCGCCGGCGCCGCCGCGCUUCUGACCAUGCCGCAGCCCGCUGCCGACACUAUUGGCAGCCGCUCGGCUCCGGUGCUCCGUGGCGCACUGAAGCACCGCUCCGGCGAUGCUGGUCGGUCGGGGGUCGUGGGGCCGCCCCUCGUGCUUACGGCGCGCCAUGCCGGUGAUUGCUGUGAGGUCCAGCUACGGCUGCAGGCCGUACGUCGCACGGGGGUGGAUGGCGGCAUGUACAUCGUCCUGCGCCCGCAUCGGCCAACGCCGGUGCAGCCAGGCUUUGUGCGAUGGCUGGCAGCAGGAGAUGUCGCUGGGCUGGCGGCGAACCCGCCGGCUGGCACGAUCGGCAGCGGCAGCGGCACUCUUGCAGCUGGCUCAAAUGCCGGGACGUUGCAUACUUCGGCAACGGGCCUUGGGGUGCUGGCGGCAAUGCAGCCAGCUGGAACGCCAGGCACACCCCGCGGAGUCGGUGGUACGGGUUGUGCUGCAGCAUCGCCGUCAAUGAAGGCCAUGGCAGCAACAAUGGCGUUCCACGACGUCGGCCGCAGUGACCUGCCACUGGUGUCGGCAGGACCCGGCAGCCCACAUGGCAGGCGCGCCAGCGGUGUGGUUGCUGCGGCUAAGUUAGCGCCACUGCCUGCAGCGGCGGCGCCAGUAGCUCCUUCAAUAUCCAGUCCAGCCACUCCCACUGUCCCUGAAGCGGUCGUGUCGCAUGCGGAGCAAGCUGCUGCCAUCGCAGCAGCCCGACCCUUCACAGCCGCUGCAGUAAUGCCAGCGGCAGAGCCGAUGGUCCUGUCGCCGCGUGCUCGGCCCGCGUCCUCAAAGCCACGCCCGAACCUCACGUCAGUGGCGCAGGCAGCAGCAGUAAGAGCUCCAGCAGCUGCAGACGGCGGCGAUGUGACCGCUGCCUCCAUUGGCAGCGCGCAUGAGCCACCCCCGAUGGCAUGGCCAGCAGGCAUAGCGGUCACACCAGCAGUGGCGGCUUCCGCCGCAGCGGCGGCGGCAUCCCUGUUGGACGGCAUGGCAAGCGCAACGGCGGACGCGAUUUCGCAAGCAAUAACAGCAACCCGACGUGGAUCACUGCGUGUGGCGGACCAGCAUGUAACUUCUACCGACCAGCAUGUUAGUUCUACCGGCGGAACGCCUGCGGAGCUACGCCGCCGGCCGUCAUUCAAUGAGCCUGGCGGCGGCGACGGAGCGCCUGAGGCGGCGUUGUCCGAUACAGCGCAGCGGCGGCACGACAACCUCCUUGCGCGCAGCCGAAGGGGCUCACAUCUGUCACGCCUGGAGUCAUGGGUGCUUAGCAGCAGCGGCAUCGACCCGGAUGCUGAACCACCAAACCGGGCGGCCUCGUCUGCCCACUCGCGGCUUCUUCCCGGUGCUGUUCCGGCGGGGCCGACUGCAGCCGGUACGGUAUCAGAGAGCGACGCAAAGGACGACUCCAGUCAUGAUGAAGUCCACGACGGUAUGGGUCAAUAUGGGUCAGAUCAUCAUGACCUAGACACGAGUUCGGCCGACAGUGAUGAGGACUACGAUGGCGAGGCUGGCCAGCAGCGGCAACGCGGCCGCAAGCAUUGCUCCGGUGCCGACCCACUUGCUGAGGACGAGGCAAUCCUCAGGACGCUUGAGGGCACCGCCGGAAAGCUUGAUGUGGGGGAUGAAAAAGCAACGGUUACCUCCGGGCCAGCACUGGACGGCGCCUUUGCUGCGGCGAGCGGCUCACGCUCUGGUGGGCUACCCAGCGCGGGCGUGACGGCGCUGCGUGAGGGCAUACUACCUGAAGGUGCUCUCGACAGCAACCAAGGCCGGGGCGGCGGGGGUGGAUCGGGGAGCGAAGUGGGCUCGGACGCAAGCGGCGUCGGCACUGCCUUUGGCGCGGGCAAGCGCUUCAAACGCCUUUACCGACUGCUCAUGGGGCCACCGUCGCAGGCUCACUCCAGCAGGCUGUGGAGGCGGCUGCUGGCGGUGGUGGGCGCCAUUUUGGUCAUCCACACGAUCACCUUCGCCGUGAUGGUGUCGCGGCUGAACCUGCAGCUCAAUGACAUCCGUGAGCUCAAUGACGUCGGUGCCGCCGCCGCACGCAUGCACGACAUCGCCAUUAAUGCGCGCACGCUGGCCACCCUCUACACCACACAUACGGACGCGGUGCGAGCUGGCAACGCCGGCAUCAAUGCUUCAUCCUACAAUCACACGCCAGCAGCGGGCAUGCAGGUGUUCGGCGAGGACUUGGCGAUCGCCUCUCGGCGCGUGCUCGCUCAGAUGGAGGAGAUGACGCUCGAGCUCAAGGAGCUGCAACAAGACAUCUUCCUGGGCAAGCGCAAGUCGCUCCGCAUGCCGACUGGCUUUGGCUUCCGGGACAUUUGGGAGCUGCCCCGACUGCCGGUGGUUGACUUCUACAACCGCAAUGACAACAUCACCGGUCAGUUGUUCUCAGCAGCGGGCUACAGCUCCAAUGGCAGCUUGAUCCUGGAGCCAGAGCUGAUACGCGAGACUGUGCCGAUGGGUCUGUGGCGCGCGAGCAACCUGUUCGUUGCAGCAGCCCUGGAGCUAGCGGAGACCGCCGAGGCCUACGUUGCGGCGGGCGUGGAUUUCUCCGCCCUUGCGUCCUACAACUUUGUCGUGUACAACGGCAUGGAUGUGCUGUGGCCGGCAUACCAGGACUCCAUCGACGCAGUGGUACAGAUCACCAUCGGCAACGGCCGCGAGGUUUACACCCUCAUGCUGAUGAUACUUGUGGUCGAAGGCGUCGUAAUUGGACUGGGCGCCAGCGCGUUCGUCUGGUACGAGGCGCAGCAGUUCACCAACUACCACUAUAAUUUGUAUACGGUUUUCGUGUUGGUGCCAAUGGGACUGGUCCGGGGCCUGGCCAACAUGUCCAUUGAGUUGGAGCCGGGUAACGAAGACGAGGAUGCUCUCCUCAACAACGCCAACACGCUUGCGGCUGCGGAGGAGGACGGCGAUGGUGCCGGCGGAAAAGGCAUGGAUGCGGGUAGUGCUUUGGCCAUUGCGGACCCACUGGUAUUGCCUAGCCCUGCAUUGUUGGACACAGAGGUAUUCUACGAUGGUGGCAAGGGUAUGUUUUCGCCUCCGGCAGUCGCAGUCGAAGUCAGCAACGGCGUCGCUGCAUCUGCAAAGCCACGAAUUUUGCGCAUCCAAAGCGCCGGCCGCCCGAUGGCCUCAGCCGGUUUUGAGCAUCCCGGAACCCUUCCGCGCUACAACAGCGGCGACGGUGAUGAUGGCAGCGGUCCCGAUGCGGCAAUGGCUGAUGAGGUGGCUGCUAUCGCUGCUGCAGCUGUCGCCGGCAAAGACUUAACUACCAGUAGCAGCAAGGCUGACAGGGGCUGCGGCGCGACAGGUGGUGGUCACAUCAGUACCCGCAAAGUGCAGUCCUCACCAUCCAUGAUGGCGCGUGCAGCGGCUGCAGCAUCGUUCUCAGCCCACAAUGCCUCCCGCUUGCUGAGCUUCCGCUUCUUGGCUAGCAACAAGGUAGCCCCGCACUUCGGUGCCAACUCUGGCUCUGGCUCCGCCCGCGCUGCCAAGCCUCCCCGGCGCAAGCUGGUGGCCUCACGACGCCUGGGCAUCCUGCUGGUGCUUCCCUUCUUGGCGUGGAGCCUGGUGCUGGUAUCCAUUGACCUCAGCGUGUUUGCCACGCUCAAUGGCAACGAUGGUCCCAUCGCCAGUCUGGGCAUCCUGCACAGCACCAUCAGCCGACUGGACAGGACGCUCUACUAUGCCCUGGACUUAGCUGCCUCUUCCGGCAACGCCACUGCCGCUGCUGCUUCUCAUGAGGCGCUGUCCCAUGAGAUCUUGGAGGCGCAGGUGGAGUACGACGUGCUGCUGCAUGGCAGAGAGGCACUGGGCUGGGCUCCAAGUAACAUCACCCACCGGCCGCACCUGGAGCAAGAGACCCGGGGCAUUGUGUGGAGUGGCCACACGGUCACCAACAUCCUGUACGGGGAGGGCCAGUGCCUCUGCUUCGAUCCCGUCAAGUGCCAGCCGCUGACCUCGCCCUACUACCAGCUCACCAAUAAUGGGCUGCACCUAAUGAUGACAUCUAUCUUCAAGGCCACGCGUUCAAUGCUGGCACAACCUUUGGGUGGAAGCAGUGGGCUAAACUCCACAGAAUUCCGCUUUAUAUGGGCUUUGGCGCAGUCUGAUGUCGAAGGUGGUAUGUAUCGCCUCAUUGAUAUUUACCUCAAGGAGGUGCAGAAGGCCUACGAGAUUGCCGAGACAAAGCAAAUCAUUUUAUUUGUGCUGGCGGUGGUUUGGGCGGUUGCUUUCGUGUGGCUUCAGCUGCGGCCGUUCCUACGCCGCGCCCGCCUCGAGAUGCGCCGCAUCGCGGAGCUGCUCAGCCAGCUGCCGCCCGAGCUGGAGGUGGAGGCACUAAUGACGCGAUUGGUCAUGAGUUGCUCGGCUGGCACGAGCACCAGACAAGAUGCUGGGGGGAAAAAGCGGAUUGGAAAGCCAGCUGAUGAUGCAGGGAGAGCUGAGUCCAGCAGUGUUGUUGGAGGAUCAGAGCCUGCAGGGGCCGGCGGCGGGGCAGCUGGCCCAGGGAUGAUAGGUGGCGCGAGGCGGACCUCUGUGCUGUCACUUAUGAAUGGCAGCACUGCCUGGAAUGGCAAUGGCCACGAGUCAUCACCUGCUUCCCACCAUGCGAACGGUGGCACUGGCAACUGGGACCUUGCUAAGGGGCCCCAAUAGCAGCAGCCAACGGCCAUGACGAGAUUCCAUCAACCUAAUGAAGCCAUCGGCCUUGCAUAGGGAGAGUGGAGAUGAAUGAGCUUUGACUGCUCAGAACAGUCGCUUUGCGCCUUACCUCCACCUUUGGGUGCAAUGCAAGCGAAUGUUGAGUGGUUGGUGCUGCAGCUGCAGCUGUUUCAGCUGCAGGACAGUAUGGGGCAGUAUGGGCUUGGGGCGGCACAUGGUAAACACAGAUAGGCAGACGCACUUGCUCUUUGGGGCCCUGACAAUUCCAUGGACUGAUCAUGUCGCAUCAUAUGCCUGGCUAGGAACAAAGGUUGCUGGUGUACAUAAGUAUUGGUGGCAUGCUCCUUGUUGCUUGACCAGUCGCCUGAGCAAAUGCAGCCUACUGGUCAAAGCAGGUUUUUAGUGAGAUCUCUAGUGCGAUGUGGGACAUACUAGAAAAACCAACCAGGAACAUGGAGUGUUUCUGUGCGUCGGGCAGCCUGGCGGUAAGCCGUGCGUGUGGGUGAAACCUACUUGCAAACAGGAUGAUAGUCCUGGCCCCAUAAUUGGUGCACUGUGCUUGGGCAGCGGUACUGAGGAAUUUUGCACUGUAUAGCAAUUGCAGGGAGCGACAUCUUUGACUGACAGGAAAGGAAACGAGGAACACAAGUAUUUCGUUGAUGCAUCUGUAUGUAUGAUGUGGAUCCUCACGCGGGGUUAGAUAGGUCGUGUUUCUUGUACUUUACUGCUGCCUUUGACCAAACAUGGGCAUCACAUGAGCAUUCCAAAGGACCUGCAUUGCACAGGAAGGGGGUCCUAUGCAGAGAAUGCUGGGGGGCUUGGGGUCACAUGUCUGGUUAUUCCCAUUACCAUGUGGGCUAGCUAGCGUUGUUGGUGCUGAUGUGUGCUUUCUUUUGCAUGUUGGCAGGAGGCAUCAGGGCAUCCCGUACAAGUGUGACUCGUUGCCUGGUAGGCAUUUUGGGGCGUCUUUCACGGAGAUGUUGCAUACUGGUGCAUGUCCUGAUGUGCUUAGGUUAGAGUUGAAUGUCCGGCACACACGUGCACAAUGUUGUGCUGACUGGACCGGGUUUACCAAAUGUUUAGGGCAGGGUGCAGUUGGGAAUAUGAAGACCUUGAAGGCAUCCACGGACGAGGGACAGUGCAUGGUGGGAGGAGGGCUUGCUUUAUUUAUGUCUGUGGUAGGCACGCAGCAGAUCUGAUAGCAAUUGGCCUCUUCCAGUGAAGAUUUCAUGAUUCCUGUAUCAUUGUUACAUUGUAUUGUAAGGCCAGAGCACG